AUAGAAAAGAUUCGUCGUUCGACGUAAACACGAUCGUUCACCUUGUCAUCAUGUGUGUUGCGUGUAACCGUCAUUUCAAACCGAGGGAACAACCGUUAGAACGCUGAUAUUUGCCCCCGACAUUUUGGCUCGAUCAGACAGGAGGGCGAGGAUUACAGUCGAAGAAAAUUGUCCCAUCCGGACGCACGUACAUUAUUAUACGCCGCGUACUUUGUUUCAUAGAUGUUAAAGCCGUUAAUUUAUUAAAGUAUUUCGUUUCGAAUUGUUAGUUCUUGUUGUGCAUCAUCGUCCGUUCAGAUAUAUUGAAAUUGUUUAAACAUGUCGUUCUCAAAAGCGAAAAUCCAACGGUUCAACGAGUUGGCGAGUGAUGUACCUCCACCUGGAGCGUAUGAUCCAAAACUCGAUAAUAAAGUCAAGGGUAUAGUAAUCGAGAAAUCUGAAAGAUUUCACGACAAUCGGAGCGUGGGUAGCGCUGACUGUAACUUAUCAACAUUGUGUAGCAGAAGCCACUCUUCUCAUAAUGCAGUUCCCACUUUUCGAACGCCGCAACUUCCGCGAAAGGCGAAUCGGGAACAAUCGAGAUCGACCACGAAAGUUAAACGCUCACUUAUUUCUCCAAACAAGCAAAAAUUGAAGUACAAAUCUGAACACGAAUACGCGGAUCUACAAAUAGAAUGCUUCAAUAAAGACAAUACGAUACAGGAAUUAGAGAAGCACAUCGAGGACAUGAAAGACGAGGUGCAGAGACUAGAAGAGCAGCAUCAGAAGGAUAUGGAAACGAUGGCGAAAUUGCAACAGGAAGUAUUGAACGAACACGACGAGAAACAUCAAGUCGAAGUUGAACGUCUCCGCGGUCAAUUGUUGGAAGCUUCGGAGGAGAGAGAGAGGGAAAUAGAAGCGAGGAAGACCAUGGAAGGGGAUCUUCGAAAUCGCCUCACAGACUGCCUAAAACGCGUAACCACCUUAGAAGAUGAACUUGCUAACAAAAAAUCCACAUACGUGGAAAAAAUCGCAUCCCUCGAAGCUCGAAUCGAAGAGUUAACAAUAGAUUUAGAAAUAAAAACCGGGGGUCUCAAGAACGAGAUCGGGCUGCUUGAAGAGGAAAAGCUCAAGCUCAAUUCCUGCGUCAAUGAAUUGAGUGACGAAAGAGACAAAUUGUUAGAAAAAUUGGAAACGCGACAGACUAUUAUCUUGGAGUUACAAGCGCAGUUAUCUACUCUCCAAUGUGAAUUAGACGAAUUGAGAGCAAAGUAUGAGAACCUGACUGAAGUCCUCACGUGUAGUCAUCAAGCGGAAAUUAACAGGCUGAAGGAUCAUUACGAAGAAAAGCUGACUCUGUUAAAAGAUAAGGAAAUAACUGAGCUGAAGGAAGCUAUGGCUAAGAAACUCGAAGAGGAAACAAUACGGAUCAAAAAGCAUGCCGAUAAGAUGGUGGAGAACGCGGAGGCUGUCACUAGAGAAACAUUGGCAGCCUGUCGUAACGAAUGCGAGGAGAGAGUCAAAAGAGUGAUCGCCGAGAGCGACGCGAAAGUAAACGCUAUGAUCAAAGAUGCAAAGGCUACUGUGGAAGAUGAAAUGCGACUUACCGCUGAAAGAUAUAAAGCAUGUUUAGCCCGAGUCGAGUUGGAACGAGCCGCCUUGGAUGAGAAAUUAGCGCAGAAGGACGCCGAGAUCACUAGACUUUCCAUGACUCUUGAAGAAUUAAGAUCUUCCGCCGAAACACAGGAGAGUUUCGGUCAGAGCUUGCAAAUGGAAUUGGAUAGAGCCGAGACUGAAUUAGCCGAGAAGAAGGAAGAGCUGAGAGCGUUAAAAGAUCAGAUCCGCGCAGAGGCUGCUGAAAUGGUAGCCAGAAAAAAGAGAUUCGAAGUGAUAAUGGCCGAGAAUCAAGCGUCGGUUGCGGCUUUGAGCACGCGCCUGGCUCAAAGUACCGCCGAGGUGGAAAGACUUCAAUACGAAUUGCAGCGUGGCGAAAGUAGCAUUAACGAACAUCGAGAUUUGCUUAAUAUCAUGCGGAGCAAUUCGCAAAUGGUGCAUGAGCAAGUGCAUGCCAUAAUGGAACAGUUGGACGUUAAAAAGGGAUUAGUCGAUCAGCUCGAGGCUGAGAGUUUAAAUGAAGUUCAAUCGAUGAAGUCUCUGUUCGAAGCUAAGAUCGACGAUUUGAGACGAGUAGCUGACAAAGAAAUCGCGAAAUUAAAAGCUGAUUGCGAUGCGAAAACAGCUCAGAACGCCGAGAUAACAAAUCAACUCCAUGAAAUGGCCAAACACGUUAACAACACGCAUAGUAUGAUGCUUAUAUUAGAAGAACGAAAUGAUGCUCAAGUAAAUCAAAUUUCCCAACUGGAACUAGUGAACAGCGAACUGCAAGAACGGUUAAACGAACAAGAAGCAACAAUGGAAGAAGUUGAAAGCUUGAAGGAUAAAUGCAGGAAACAUGAAAUUGCGUUGAAGGAAGCGACUUGCAAGUUAAAGGAACUCUCAGAUACAGUCACAUAUCUCGAGAACGAACAAGUGAUACAGAACUCUGGAUUACUUGAAAAUGAGAAGUCUCGUCGAGAAGCAGCAGAAAGCGAAAUAAAAAGACUUACCGAAUCCAACGAGCGGCUUAUGAAGGAGUAUGAAGAAAUCUCUGAGAAAUAUGCGGAGAUCAUUGGUCACCAGAACCUCAGGCAAAAGAUUAAACACGUGACACAAUUGAAAGACAAAAUCAAUCAGCUGGAACAGGAUUUGGAGGCUAAGAUGAAAAUUAUAACACAACAACAGAGAAUAAUAGAGAAAUAUAAAACGGAGGAAAAGAGAUUGCAGGUCAAAGGGAAAGAGAAUUUACAAGGCAUACCAAAAACAUCCACUACCCCGCAUAAAUCGUUAACUCCUCUGAGGAAUCGCAAUGAUUAAAUUUAAUUACACACACAUGGUGAUUUCUUUUUAGUUUACGUACUUAUGCCGUGCUGAAGAUCAUUACGGUCAUACGCUUUAAUAUUAACUAUAUAUUAUAUUAGAAACAAGAUUUUCGAUUAGAGAUUGACCAUUUCUUGUUUUCCUCCCACUUAAUCUUGAACUGAUGCAAACAUAAAAUUCUAUAUGGUAAUUACAUGAAGACAGAUAAGAUAUUUUAUACAUUUAGACUUUUUAUAUAUAUAUAUAUAGUACAAAUUUAUACGUGCGGCGUUAAGAAAAGGAAUUUUAUUUAUACGAAAAUCUACUUUUAUUCUCUGAUAAUAUCUCGAUAUUUGACAUUAUGUCUCAAUUAAUGUUACACAUGCAAAUUACUAUUAUUAAUGGUAAAUACGAUU
Messenger RNA from Ceratina calcarata, 3290 nucleotides. RefSeq names its product hyaluronan mediated motility receptor. Lineage: Eukaryota; Metazoa; Arthropoda; Insecta; Hymenoptera; Apidae. The coding region runs from base 319 to 2892 and encodes 857 amino acids. Gene Ontology annotation, molecular function: hyaluronic acid binding. The record is from RefSeq and is a predicted model, not a curated record. The transcript is spliced from 12 exons.